CACAUCAAUCACUUCUUUUGUCUAUGAUCAAUCAAUUCAAUCAUCAUAGGAGAAAAAAUAUGUGUUAUUUGUAACUGAUUUGUAACCUAUUACAAAAGAUUAAUUGACAUGAUUGAACCACUUCUGGAUACGUUUUUAUAUUUUGCUUACGGCAGCAAUUUAUUAAAAAAAAGAAUUCGUAUAAACAAUCCUUCUGCUGAAUUUUUGGGUGUCGGCCGUCUUAACGUAAUAAUAAAUUAUCGGAACAAGUACAAAAACCACGACUUAUACUUAUUCUCACAAUAACUUUCUUUAUUUUAGGAUCAUCAACUAAAUUUUAUGAAAUAUUCUGAUCAUUGGAGAGGGACUUCAGCUACAAUUGUACCAGUAGAAGGCUCCUAUGUUUGGGGAGCUAUUUGGAGGAUUCACAAUAAAGACAUGCCUGCUUUAGAUAGGCAAGAAGGAGUUGAUACAAAUUGGUAUUUUCCUAAAACAGUAGAAAUAAUUACACUUGAGGGCUCAAAAGUGCAAUGCCGUACUUAUCAACAAACAAUCAAUCCACCUGUUUGUAAAGAAGAUGAAGAACUGCCUCUAGAAAGAAGGCCAUCAACAACAUAUCUUGAUUGUAUUAUAAAUGGUGCAAUUGAAUGUAAACUCCCUGAAGACUAUAUAGAAAAGUUGAAAAAGAUACUUCACAAUGGAAACGAAGCAUCACCUAAAAUGAUUGAACAGCUCAACAGUCUGUAAAUAAAAAUGUGAAAAUUUAUCUGUGAUUGUGUAACAUUAUUAUUAUAUGAAAAAUUUAUUACAUACAUAUAGUUAUAAUCUGCUGUUUUAAAUUAUUACAAAACUUAUUUUAUUUUUUUUUAGGAUAUUUACCAAGAUAUAUCCCAGUUUUGAUAG
Molecule: messenger RNA, 882 nt
Organism: Diatraea saccharalis (sugarcane borer)
Lineage: Eukaryota; Metazoa; Arthropoda; Insecta; Lepidoptera; Crambidae
Source: the annotation of a GenBank genome assembly